CUUGUUCUUCACUUGUUUUUGUUUGCGUCAUCAAGUUGAACUUGUUAUAAUCUCCUUUCCUCUCUCUUUCUCUCCCCUCACAGGAUCUUAAGAUCGAUCGAAUUUCUCUCCUAGGUGUCCCCUUUCUCUUUUGCUUUCCUCUCUUUCUUCGUUGAAAGUCGCUAUCUUUGAUCGUUUGGCUCACAGCUCGAUCCUUCUAUUCCUAAAGUCUCUUAUAGAGUGAUGUGUCUUUGAAAGGAUCCAACGAACCGCCCAUUCACUCCAGGCAUUGUUCCUCCACAAUUCUCCGGAAUUCUUUCAUUGUGAUCAGGAAGAGAAGGAACAGAAAUCGAUGGAUCAUCGGCCGGUGCUCGCGCGCGUGUUGAUGGUGGCGAUGGUGACCAUCGCAGCGGCGCCGCCUCUGAUCCACGCGCAGGAUCGGCUCUCGAGCGAUUUCUACUCCGCCAGCUGCCCCAACGUCGAAUCCAUCGUCACCACCACCAUGAACAGGCUCUCGUCGGAAAACAACGUCGUCCCCAUCGGGAUGCUCCGCCUCUUCGCGCACGAUUGCUUCGUGGAGGGAUGCGACGCCUCGAUCCUUCUCACAGGCGCGUCAACGGAGAGAGCUGCGACGGACAACCUGGAUUUCCCCCAGAAUCCCUUCGACGCCAUGGACGAGCUCAAGAAAACAGUGGAGGAAUCGUGCCCGGGAGUCGUCUCGUGUGCCGACAUCCUCGCGAUGGCCACCCGCGACGCGGUCACCUUUAGUGGCGGACCAAGCUGGACAGUCCUCAAAGGACGGCUCGACGGGACCAUCUCACGCGAAUCCCGCGUCGCCGGGCACUUGCCCGGCGCCGACUUCGACGUGGAGGAGCUCGAGUCCAAUUUCGGCGCCCUGGGACUCUCUCUCGAGGACAUGGUCGUCCUCUCAGGGGCACACACGAUUGGAUUCUCUCACUGCCACCAAUUCACCAGUCGCCUCUACGGCUCCUCCGGCAGCGAUCCCUCGCUCAGCCCCAGCUUCGUCAGCACCCUCCAGAAGCAAUGCCCGCAAUUCGGCGGCAAUCCCACCACCGUCCAGGCGUUUGAUAUCAGCACCCCCUUCGCCUUCGACAACUUGUACUACAAGCACCUCCUCACGGACGAGGGCCUCUUGGUCUCCGACUCGACGCUCACCACCAGGAACGACACGCUCCGCCUCGUCAAUCUCUUUGCCAACAGCCAGGAAGCGUUCUUCUCUGCGUUUGCGCGGUCGAUGGUCCGGCUGGGAUCCGUGGGUGUCAAGACGAGGUCGGGUGGCGAGAUCAGGAGAGUUUGCUCCAGAGUCAACUGAUUCCUCAGCACCAGCACCUCCAUAGCUGUAAAGUCCAAAUGGUUUUGUUUUCCUUCUUUUUUUUCUUCUUUUUUUUUCGAUAAGCGGAACUAAGAGUUCCACCUGUAUCAAAAUGGUCAGAAUAAACACGCAACAAGGGAGAAAUAACUCACUUUGCAAGCUA
Molecule: messenger RNA, 1475 nt
Organism: Selaginella moellendorffii
Lineage: Eukaryota; Viridiplantae; Streptophyta; Lycopodiopsida; Selaginellales; Selaginellaceae
Product: peroxidase A2
Exons: 4
Coding region: 332-1312 (326 amino acids)
Biological process (GO): response to oxidative stress; hydrogen peroxide catabolic process
Molecular function (GO): peroxidase activity; heme binding
Source: RefSeq, a predicted model, not a curated record